Alligator mississippiensis (American alligator) is the source of this 1892-nucleotide messenger RNA. RefSeq names its product tetratricopeptide repeat protein 8. Gene Ontology annotation, molecular function: protein binding. The transcript has 12 exons. The record is from RefSeq and is a predicted model, not a curated record. Bases 75 to 1310 code for a protein of 411 amino acids. Gene Ontology annotation, cellular component: BBSome; ciliary basal body; non-motile cilium. Gene Ontology annotation, biological process: non-motile cilium assembly. NCBI's taxonomy places the organism in Eukaryota, Metazoa, Chordata, Crocodylia, Alligatoridae.
ACCUAGAACAGCCCGACACUGCUCGCCCAAUUACCAGUGCUUCUGGCAGAUAUGUCAGACUAGGAACGGCAUCAAUGCUCACAAACCCAGAUGGCCCUUUCAUAAACUUGUCCAGACUGAAUUUAGCAAAAUAUGCUCAAAAACCAAAGUUGGCAAAGGCAUUGUUUGAAUACAUUUUUCACCAUGAAAAUGACGUUAAGAACGCUUUAGAUUUGGCAGCACUUGCCACAGAACAUGCACAAUAUAAGGACUGGUGGUGGAAGGUUCAGAUUGGGAAAUGCUACUACAGGUUAGGAUUAUAUCGCGAAGCUGAAAAACAAUUUAAGUCGGCUCUCAAGCAACAAGACAUGAUAGAUACAAUACUAUAUUUGGCAAAAAAAUGGGAGGAAAACUGGGAAAACUUACCAGACCAGCAGGAAGCAUUGCUUAUUCAGGGAACGCCACAGCUGCCAGAAUGCCAUCGUCACUGGUCCUUCCAAAUUGGAGUUUCCUGCACCCAAUGCCCUACUUCUGGUAGAGGAGCUGCACUGGAAGGGAGAGAAGAUGCAUGGGGAAAUCAGGUGUAUUUGCGCUUGGAUCAACCUUUGACAGCUUUAAAUCUUUUCAAGCAAGGAUUAGAUCGAUUUCCUGGAGAAGUGACCCUCCUCUGUGGGAUUGCUAGAAUCCAUGAGGAAAUGAACAAUAUCUCCUCAGCUGCAGAGUACUACAAAGAUGUCUUAAAACAAGACAACACUCAUGUGGAAGCCAUUGCAUGCAUUGGCAGUAACCACUUUUAUUCAGACCAACCUGAGAUAGCACUGCGGUUUUACAGGCGACUCCUGCAGAUGGGUAUUUAUAACUGCCAACUUUUCAACAAUUUGGGCCUUUGUUGCUUCUAUGCCCAGCAAUAUGACAUGACUCUGACCUCAUUUGAACGUGCACUUUCUUUAGCUGAAAAUGAGGAGGAGGCAGCAGAUGUUUGGUACAAUUUGGGACACGUGGCUGUGGGAAUAGGGGACCUGAAUUUGGCUUACCAGUGCUUCAAGCUUACCCUAGCCAGUAACAAUGACCAUGCAGAAGCUUACAACAACUUGGCUGUGCUGGAGAUGCGAAAAGGUCACACUGAGCAGGCAAGAGCUUUGCUACAGACUGCUUCAUCUUUAGCACCUCAUAUGUAUGAGCCCCAUUUUAAUUUUGCAACACUCUCUGAUAAGGUUGGGGAUCUCCAGAGGAGUUACGUAGCCGCUCAGAAGUCAAAAGAAGCAUUUCCAGAUCAUGUAGAUACACAACUGCUCAUCAAACAGUUAGAACAGCAUUUUGCCAUGCUUUGACUCAGUAUUUUUAAUCAAGUUAAAAGCUCAAAUGAUUUCCACUAGAACUAGCACCAAACAUGUUUACAACAUGAUAUCUAAGAAUUAUACAUGGGCAUCUUUUUAAUCCAGGAGCCAUAGAAGCUAGUACAGGUAGCAGAAGAGGUUUAGGGAAUCGUGAACUGACUUGUAUGAAUUUUAAAUUACUUAAUUUUUUAAUAUGGCUCAGACACACUUUGUAAAAUGAGAGUAAAGAAUAAGAUCUUGCAUUGAAAGAGCUAUUGCAUAGUAAUGAAUUGACCCUUUAAUAUUAAGGAAGCAUUUUAAAAGAAUUUUUUCCUGACUGUUUUGCAAGUAAACCAGGUUUUUAAUAUUCCUGGUUGACAGUCCAUCAACCAACAUGAGGCAAAAAAUGUUUCAUAAUUGCCUUGCAAGCUUGGUUUUUGAUACCAUAUGUUCAUAUGUUAUUUUAAUAUUAAAAUAUACAAAUUAAGUUAUUAAUGUAAUUUAUAUAUAAAAUGCACACUUGAAGCAAAAAAAACCCAAAACAUAUAUUUUCCUUGAUGUACAUUGGUGUAAAAUAAAUUCAGAUCUGUACAAUUA